This is a messenger RNA of Synchiropus splendidus (mandarinfish), 5181 nucleotides long. Its product is annotated as inactive tyrosine-protein kinase PRAG1. Gene Ontology annotation, biological process: protein phosphorylation. Gene Ontology annotation, molecular function: ATP binding; protein kinase activity. The transcript is spliced from 6 exons. The coding region runs from base 270 to 4229 and encodes 1319 amino acids. The record is from RefSeq and is a predicted model, not a curated record. Lineage: Eukaryota; Metazoa; Chordata; Actinopteri; Syngnathiformes; Callionymidae.
CAGCAGCGGCACCAGCAGCAGCAGCAGCGGCGCAGCACCGUGCGCGGCUCUGUCUCACCCGGGCUCACUAACCUGUCGCGUCCCACACACAACCAAGGCGGAUACCUGCUGGACCCACAACUACCGACCUUUAUUUUGCUUCCGUGCGCCUCUUCUUCGGUGAUUUUGCUGUGUAUUGCCAGGGAAGGGAAGUCCGAGCAGCCAUGAGUGUCCAUCCCGCCGGCUCCUCCCACAGCCACGUGUGACCUCCCUGAUCCAGCAAACCAAAGAUGUCAGCGUGCAGUGACUUUGCAGAACACGUGUGGAAACCCGGCUCUUGUAAGAACUGCUUCCACCAGCUCAGCGCGCACAAGACGAAUAGCCACGGCAGCAGUCUUCCAGCAACCUGUCCGAAGAGUGGCGGCGGCGGAGGUGAUGAAGACGCUGGCGUGACGUCACCGUCCCCCUACAGUAAACCCACAAUCGCUGUGAAGCCCACCAUGAUGAGCCUUGACACAACAGAGUCUCUGACUGAUGUGAACCUGAAUAAAGAGCAGGAGAACACCAAGAGUCCCAUGGAGCGUCUUGGCUUCAAGAAGUUUCUGGACCUUUCGUCUCUUUACAUCAAUGGAAAUGGCUGCACCAAAGGCCACCGAGACCUACAGAGUCCAGAAUCCAAAAAAGACUUCAACAACUGCUUUUCCCCGACCACCUUGUCCCCCAAUCUCUCGCCCAAAGACUCAAAGAUCAUUAGCAAUAUCUUUGUCACCCAGGAGGAGGCAAGAUGCCCUCAGACCACCAAGAAGAACAGAGACCUGAAUUGUCGGCAGCAGAACACCAGCAACAUUUCUUCAACCAAAAGCACUUACGGUGGAGUCACCAACCGGGCCCAUUACCUUGAGAGCCGCCAGGCUUCAGUGGAGAGUUCCUGCUCUGAUAGCACUCCCUGCAGUCCAUCAAGGGUCUACAGAAAUGGUUGUAAAAGCCCCACAUCUCCUUUCAAAACCAGCACUUCCUCCAGUUCGCCCCCUCGUGUUGAAACCAGCCCUGGUUCUCAACCCUCCGCCCAGCCUUCUCUGGCCCUGUCUCCACAGUCCAGCCUGUCAGACUCAUCCUCUUACCAGAGCAGUACCGAUUCUCUACCCUUGGCUGAGAGCUCAGGGGGAAGACAAGGGAGCCCCAAAAGACCACCUGCACUGGCUACCUCACACUCUGCACCAACCUCUCCCAGUGCCCAAGACAAGGAGCCUAUUUAUGCCGAGAGCACAAAGAAGAAGUCCAAGCCAAACAAGCCCAAUUUAGCAUCACCAACACAAAUAAACAGCAAGGCUUCAGAGCUCGAGGUUUCAGGGGAGAGUCAGCGGGCCACCAUUACUGUCAUGGCCGCUCGCCUGGAGGAGAACAACAGGACGUUUUUUCUCAGUAGCCCUGAUUCUGGUGUUAGCACCCAGUGCCGCUUUAGCCCUCCGGCUGUCAAAGACCCAGCUAGUCCAGCCUUCCGCUGGCCUAACCCAAGCCUCAGCGCACCUUCUUUGACCACAGAAACAAGCCUCUCGCCCUCACUACACCCAAAACCCCAGUGCAGCCCGCCAAUUCCCCCAAAGAGGACAGUACGUUCCCCAAAACUGGGCACCUCCAGCCUCUCUGCAUCCUUCUCCUCUCCUGUCCCUCUACCUGAACUCCCCAAACUGAGCACCCCUGGCAUCUCAACUUCCUUAUCGUCUCCCGUCCCUCUACCGGAGCUCCCCAUGCUCUUCUUGGUCUCCGCCAAAGAAGGCCACUUCAAGGUCCAACCUGAGAACAACAACGCACCUUCCGACCGCUGGCACAAGACCCUCCACCACAAUUCCGCUUGGAACUGUCGCAUUGAGGAGGAAGAGGAGGAGGAGGAGCGGAAGGAAGGGGACAGGAAGACGCUGGUCACCAAUCCUUCAUCUCGAGUGGCAGGGCUGGUCAAUGGUGCCGCUGUCUGGAAGGAGUCCAGGGACGACAAGGCCCAAGCCAGCCCUCCUCCGGUGACAGAGCCAGGCACGGCCCCCCCUUCUGUUCCCAACAAUGGUGCCUGUCAGGAGGACACUGUGGGCACUAGGGCAGACGAGGAAGGCAGGCAGAACGUGAGCAUGCGGGCAAAGCAACCGUUGCAUGUGGGCUCCACUGAACUUCUGGCAGCAGGGAAUGGACACAACAACCAGGAGUCCACCCCACCUCCUCCCCCACCUAAGAAACUGCACAGGGUGUCAGGGAAGCUUAGUGGCAGUAACAUGGAGCUGGACCGCUGGAGUCAACAGGGGUCACUGGAGAGCUCCGCCUCAUCUCUGAAGGGUCUGGGCUGCGGCAGUCUGCCCUCCGCUUCCACCGACAGCCUCUCUGCAGAUGCUGGUUCUCGUGAUGCCACUCGCAUGUCCUGUUCCUCUCCGUUUCCCAAGAGUCCGGCAGGUUCCACCCCUGGAUCUCCUCAUCCUUCCACAUCCAGCAGUAACCAGCCGCCACCGCUGCCGGAAAAGAAGCUAGUGAACCGCACUGUGUCGGCGCCAGACAGCUGCGGCGGGAAGUCCUUCGCCCGGGCUUACCCCCGUCUCCCUUUCGCCGGGUCAGAGACAAACGUCUGCCAACCUGUGGAUGCCAACCCCAGGUCCAGUUUACCAUCCAGUCCGGUUGACCCUCGGCCUAUUUUCGCCUCCAACGAUUCCCUGGAGCGCUGUCACACUCCAGUGAGUCGACAGUCCCGAUCCCGCACUCUGGACGAGCCUUUCAAGGUCCAGGGGCGACUGGGUUUGCACUGCCGCAGCAGCCACGCUUCCUCCUCUUCCCCUCAACUCAGCACUCCGUUGUCAGCGCCUGAACCGGCUAAUCUGGGCUCCAGCCUGCAGCUCCAGACUCUCCUCAGCAACAUUGACAGUCGGGAGGGAGUCUACUCCAAACUGGGUGGACUGUACGCCGAGUCGCUGAGACGACUUGCUCUGAAAUGUGAGGAUCACUUCACCCGCACACAGAGGAACCCGCUGCGGUUCCAGGAGAGCAACUGGUCCCUCUUCCGGCUCACCUCCAACAAACCCAGCUGCAACAGUGGAGACGCUGUGUACUACUCCGCCGCCUGCGCCUCCGACCCGAGGAACUCCUACGCUGUCAAGAUCUGCAAGUGUGCGUCCACCGAGGCCAGGCAGGGUCACCUCUAUGGUCUGUCGGUGCAGCAGAGCAUCCCCCCCCACUUCAACCUCCAGCAGGAUUGCGGUCACUUCCUGGCCUGCGUGCCACAGAGCAUGUUGCCCUCGGACAAAGCCUCGCCGCCCUCCACCUCCGCUUCAGUGCCACCAGGCGUUUCCGCGGCCGGCCAGCAGGGGGAACGGGUGGUGGUCAUCACUCCUGAAAUCCCGCAGCAGACGGCGGCUGACUUCGCCCGGGAGUGGGAGGCGUUCCAUAAGAGUCAGCCGGAAGUGUACGAGCGACGGGUCUGCUUCCUGCUGCUGCAGUUGUGUAACGGCCUGGAGCACCUGAAGGAGCACGGCGUCACGCACCGCGACCUCUGCCUGGAGAACCUGCUGUUGGUGCCCCACAGCCGGCGCCCGCCCCAGCAAACCCCUGGAGACACGGAGUCCACGGACGUCCAGCGUCAACUUCCGCGCCUGCUCAUCAGCAACUUUGCCAAGUCCAAACGCCGAUCCGCGGAGGCGGUGGCGUCCACCGGGGUGGACCCCCGAUCCAAACGUGACCACGCCAGACUGGCCCCCGAGAUCGUCUCGGCGGCGCAGUAUCGCAAAUUUGACGAGUUCCAAACAGGAAUCCUCAUCUACGAGCUGCUGCAUCAAGCCAACCCAUUCGAAGUGAGCCCUGCUCUGAAGGAGCAGGACUACCGCUGCGAGGACUUGCCGCCCAUCCCUCCGGUCUCACUCUACUCCGCCGGGCUCCACAAGCUGGCGCAACUGCUGCUCCAGCCGGACCCCAUCAAGCGCAUCCACAUCCAGGAGGCCAAGCGCAUCCUGCAGAGUCUUCUCUGGGGUCCCAGGAAAGACCUGAUGGAGCAGCAGUACGAGGGCCGGGGGCCUGGCGGCCUGGUGGACGGCUCUCGCCACGAGAGUCUCCUCAACUGGCUGGAUGUGAAGCGGGCGCUGCUGAUGAUGAAGUUCGCAGAGCGCUCGCUGGAGCCAGAGAGGAACGCGGAGCUGGAGGACUGGUUGUGCUGCCAGUACUUUUCCUCCGCUAACCCUCUGUCGCUCUGCCACACCGCCGAGCUCCUCUACAUGCUCAAGUGACCGCUAGGUGGAGGAGGGACCCGUGCUGGCUUCCUGGACUGGCUCUUGUCACUCUGGAAGCUUUCAACCUCAUGGUUUUCUCAUGACCCGACAUCACAAAAGCUUCGUCCAGAUUCAAAGGUGCAAAUCAAUGAGACUGAGUUUGACCCGUCUCUGCCUGCAACAACUCUUCUGUAGGGAGUUUACCGACACACACGCUGUCCAGUUCUUCCCUCUUCAAGUGAAUGGCGGUCAAAGUAACCCUGUCAGCGAGAGGUGGGAGAAGGACUUCCACGUCCACUGCUCGCCCACUUCAGCGUCGUACUUCAUAAAGGACAAGGGAAGAGGAGAGGGGUUUCUCUCCAAACACUGUGAAACAAGACGAACAGUAUUCCAUUAGCACAGUUGCCAAAGUUUGUGUUGAGAAUAUGACUGACGUGCUAGUUGUGUCUCGUAUCAUUGUGCAGCUUUAUUGAACACACACAGUCCAGUGAGAGCUCAUAAACCCACACUUGAGUCCACCCCCCUCCACCCCUGACCCCAUCCCACCCUGUCUGUCUGUACCUUUACGAACUGACUGACUUUAGUGCCUUUUGUUUUGUCUCUUUGUACGUGACAGUAAAGCUGUAAAUAUGAGUCCUCACUCGUCCCUUCUGUUGAAACUGGCCUUUCACAGAACGUCGUCAACUUUGUACAGCAAAUUUUGUAAAUGUUACGCUGCGUCAGAAUGAGCCCAAGCAGGUCUUAAAAAGAAGCCAUGAGCGGCGAAGUCUAUAUAAAUAUAUUUAUGAUUGUUAACCUGUAGCAGCCACUGGAAUGACUCUGUUCAUGUGUGAUCGAGAUACUUUGUUUUACAGCCGCGACCCGGCACAGAAACAGCUCCUGUUUAUGGUGUGUUGUUUUUUUUGACGGGGAAACAAAAGUCCACUCUCACGACUGAAGUCUUAUUUUGUGGCGGCUGUCAAUAAACUGC